CAAUAACUACCCCUAAUCGAGACUCCCGGCAGAAGUCCCGCGGGAGUCCCGUGGAACUCCAUCGGGACUCCCGCGGGAGUUUUUUUCUCAAAAAGUCCAUAGAGAGUCCUGCAGGACUCCACAAAAAUUCCCGUGGGAGUCCCAUACACAAAAAAUUGUAUUUUUUAUUGAGACUCCAAAAACAUGUUUCGAGAAUUUUUAUUAGGUUCGAGAGUUUUAUAUUAACUAUAAGAGUAUUAAAUAUAAGUAAUUUUAGUAUUAAAUAUAAGAGAAGGCGAUAGUCAAACAACUGCUGAUUGUUCAUUAUGCAAAGAAAUUGUGAAACAUAAAGUUGGUGUAACAUCUAAUUAUUCUCGCGACAUGCAACGACGUCAUUUAAAAGAAUUUACAUGUUGGACAGAAUCGUUAAAACCAAAUAAUAAUGACAAUUUACUGCAACUAAAAAUAACUGAUGCAUUAGUUAAUAAAGAUUCAAAAUAUAUAUUUUAA
Molecule: messenger RNA, 489 nt
Organism: Didymodactylos carnosus
Lineage: Eukaryota; Metazoa; Rotifera; Eurotatoria; Philodinida; Philodinidae
Source: the annotation of a GenBank genome assembly